AUGGCGGCUCGCGCCCAGCACAGCGGCCCCGCGGCCAACGGCGGCGGCGCUCCGGCUCUCCUCCCGCUGCUCCUCCUGCUCCUCUCCGCCGCCGCCAUCAUCCCUAGAGGUGAUGGCCAGAACCUGGUAACAGAAGAUGUGACGGUAGUGGAGGGGGACGUUGCCACCAUCAGCUGUCGAGUCAAAAACAGUGAUGACUCCGUGAUUCAGCUCCUCAAUCCCAACAGACAGACGAUUUAUUUCAGAGAUUUCAGACCACUGAAGGACAGCAGGUUUCAGCUGGUGAAUUUCUCCAACAGUGAGCUCCGAGUGUCGCUGACAAACGUCUCUAUUUCUGAUGAAGGACGGUACUUCUGCCAGCUCUACACAGAUCCCCCGCAGGAAAUUUACACCACCAUCACAGUGCUUGUCCCACCACGCAAUUUGGUCAUUGAUAUCCAGAAAGAAAUCGCUGUUGAGGGAGAAGAGAUUGAGCUGAACUGCACUGCCAUGGCCAGCAGACCAGCAACCACCAUCAGAUGGUUCAAAGGAAACAAGGAGCUGACUGGCAAGUCAGAAGUGGAGCAGUGGUCUGAUAUGUACACAGUGACCAGCCAGCUUUUGCUGAAAGUGGGGCGGGAGGACGAUGGGGUCCCUGUCAUCUGCUUGGUGGAUCACCCCGCUGUCAAAGACUUGCAGACACAACGCUACCUAGAAGUCAUGUAUAAGCCUCAAGUGCGGGUUUCUCAGAAUUACCCAGUGCAAGGCCUCACGAGAGAAGGGGAGCCGCUCGAACUGACGUGCGCAGCUUUUGGAAAACCACAGCCUACGGACAUGAGGUGGUUAAGAGUAGAUGAUGAGAUGCCUCAACACGUUGUAGUGUCUGGUUCAAACCUUCUCAUUAGUAACCUAAACAAAACAGAUAAUGGUACAUACCGCUGUGAGGCUUCAAACGCGGUGGGGAAAUCACAUGCGGAUUACAUGCUGUUUGUAUACGAUCCCCCCACAACUAUCCCUCCUCCCACAACAACCACCACCACUACCACCACCAUCCCUACCACCAUCACAGACACAACGGCGACGACAGAACCAGCAGUUCACGGCUUUACUCAGUUGCCAAAUUCCGCAGAGGAGCUGGACUAUGGGGAUCUCUCAGGUACUGGCGUCCUGCUAAAUGCUUCAACGGAGGCUCUGCCAACUGUACAAAUAAGUAAUGCAUCUAUUGCCUUGCAUCCAGAUUCUCGUGCAGGUGAGGAAGGGGCAAUAAGGAGCGUGGACCAUGCAGUCGUCGGUGGUGUCGUGGCCGUGGUUGUAUUUGCCAUGCUUUGCCUGCUCAUCAUUUUAGGGCGAUAUUUUGCGAGACAUAAAGGUACAUAUUUCACUCAUGAAGCCAAAGGAGCGGACGAUGCAGCCGACGCAGACACAGCUAUCAUCAAUGCAGAAGGAGGACAAAACAACUCCGAAGAAAAGAAAGAGUACUUCAUCUAGAACAGCCUUGGUUUUAAUGAGGUGUCCAACCGUGGACGGUUACUGGCCCUAUUUAAACGAUAAAGAGACAGUGAUAUUGGAAGUUGCAACCAGCUUGUGUCUUUUUUAAAGAGAAACGCAAAUGGGUGGAGAGCUGUGAGACUGGGAGGGUCUGGGAUUUGCUGUGUAAAAAUAUUCUUCGUAAAGUACACUCUGCUGUUCGACACCUCAGUUCGUUUGGGUUUUGUUUUUUUGGCCAAGUCUGGCUUGGGUUUAGUUUAGUGAAGUCAUUUGCAGAAGAUUCUGUGCCUUGUUUUAUUUCUGUUUGUUUGGGUUUGGGAGGAGGCUGGGAAGAAGAGGGGCUUCUGUGCGUUAGUUCCCUUCAGGUUUCUGUGGUUCUUUGUUUCCCCUUUUGUCCUCUGUUUCUGGAGUUGCCUGCUGGGACCCCUUGGAAUAGGUUGGUUUCUUUCAAGGUGUUUUUUCCUUCUUUUUAUCUUCACUGUUUUCUGUUCAAAACUCGGUUUCAUCGGAGGAGAACCAGCACAUUUUAGAUUUCAUAGUUUGCAAUUCGCUGUACCCAUAUUCCAUUUUCUCUGUUGUCGUAAAGGCUUGGAUAAACAAACAAACGAGAACCUGUUUGUGGCUGCCCAUGUUCCAAAUGCUUUAGAUUGAUGGAGACUAGAAAAUAGCCCGCAACUCAGAAAAGGUGCUGCCCGUCCGCGGUGCAUCCAUCCGCACCCAGGCUCUGCUCCCAGCCAGGUGUCCUGCAGCCCCCGGCGGCUCUGGAGUGCAGGAUCUGCCCCACAAAGGGUUUAGGGCAGGAUUUCUGCUCGGAUAAUGUUGCAAACUGCUCUCUGUCCUGGCUUCUCCCCGAUCUGCUAGCACAGGAAAAGCCCUCCCAGAUUGCCAAAGGCUGCGAGUGUGCAGCUCUGUGGUUCUGUCCCCCUCCGUUGGUGUGGUGCUUGGAAGGCAUCAGGGUGGGUGUGGGGUUGGGUGCUCAUCCCACUGGGAUGGCCCAUGUGUCUCCAACCCCAAAGCCAUCGCUGCGUCCCACACCGUGUCAGGUCCGAGCCCUGGGGCGGCUGGACAGGUGCAACUGCCUUUUAUUUUGUUUUGUUUUGAUCUGAUGGAUAAAAAGUGGGAAUUUGCGUUAAAAAAUUACAGUGCUAACUGACUUAUUAAAGCCAUAGGUAAAAAGGAGAAUUUAGGUAGAUUAUAGAUCGGUGACAGAUAGCAAAUCGCAACAAGAAGGCGCUAUGGGAAUCCUACCUGAAUUUGGUGAAUUACCUUGGAUGUAGAGAGGUACUUUUUUUUUUUUACUGUGUUUAUGUGGAACGUGUAUGCUGAUUUAUUUAAGGGUAACAUUAAUCUUAGCGUCAGGUGGAUUUUUUUUAGG
Lagopus leucura (white-tailed ptarmigan) is the source of this 2842-nucleotide messenger RNA. RefSeq names its product cell adhesion molecule 1 (gene CADM1). The coding region runs from base 1 to 1467 and encodes 488 amino acids. The record is from RefSeq and is a predicted model, not a curated record. The transcript has 13 exons. Gene Ontology annotation, molecular function: signaling receptor binding. Gene Ontology annotation, cellular component: synapse; neuron projection; plasma membrane. Lineage: Eukaryota; Metazoa; Chordata; Aves; Galliformes; Phasianidae. Gene Ontology annotation, biological process: detection of stimulus; cell recognition; susceptibility to natural killer cell mediated cytotoxicity.